This is a messenger RNA of Hyla sarda, 830 nucleotides long. It is a transcript of the gene MPC2, whose product is annotated as mitochondrial pyruvate carrier 2. The coding region runs from base 235 to 630 and encodes 131 amino acids. The transcript has 5 exons. NCBI's taxonomy places the organism in Eukaryota, Metazoa, Chordata, Amphibia, Anura, Hylidae. The record is from RefSeq and is a predicted model, not a curated record. Gene Ontology annotation, biological process: pyruvate import into mitochondria. Gene Ontology annotation, molecular function: pyruvate transmembrane transporter activity. Gene Ontology annotation, cellular component: mitochondrial inner membrane.
GACGUCUCCUUGGCUUUCCAAUAGGAGAAAAGCUCAAGGGCGCACAGCUCCAUGGGAAACGUUUACAACGCCGACAGGAAGAGGCCGGACCUGCUGUCAUGGCUAGUAAACCAAUAGGAACAAGUCGUGCUUAGUACGCCCCUCUGGAGGACCUUGAGGGGGACACUCUACUCUUCCUCUAAGUAUACCGUAGUCGCUGGUUUUGUCUGCUGUAAUACUUGACUUCUAGAGAAAAUGGCAGCGGUCGGGCUGAGGGCAUCUUACCACAGAGCGCUGGAUAAGAUCGAGCUUAUGCUGCCUGCCAGAAUGAGACCCUUCUACAACCACCCGGCAGGACCCAAGACUGUCUUUUUCUGGGCUCCAAUAAUGAAAUGGGGUUUGGUGAUUGCUGGAUUAGCAGAUAUGACAAGACCAGCAGAAAAAUUAAGCACAGCUCAGUCUGGAGUUCUCACGGCUACUGGGCUUAUAUGGUCACGCUAUUCCCUCGUGAUUAUCCCUAAAAACUGGUCACUCUUCGCUGUCAACUUUUUUGUCGGAUGUGCAGGCGGGUCACAACUUUUUAGAAUAUGGAGGUACAAUCAAGAACUUAAAGCAGAAGCCGCUGAAGAUAUACAGAAAGCUGAGCAUUAAUUUUAUGAAUAUAAAUUUGUUUAAAUAUCUAGCAAGUUGGGUAACAGCACCACUACUGUGGGUCUUAACAUAAAGAAGAUAGGAGAGAAAGAAUAUGUUAAAUCAAUCAUAACCAAUACUUUUUUUUUUUAACAGUUGAUUUUUUGGAAAUUUUGAUCGCAUCAUAUUAAUUAAUAAAAUAACAAUUAAGUUUAUAUUCA